Thamnophis sirtalis is the source of this 2518-nucleotide messenger RNA. Lineage: Eukaryota; Metazoa; Chordata; Lepidosauria; Squamata; Natricidae. The record is from RefSeq and is a predicted model, not a curated record.
UUCUUUCCAAAAAUCCAUGUGGCCAAGAUCCCAACCUUGGACUCUUCAGAAGAACCGUUCAGUCCUGAUGGCUUAUACUAUCAUCUAAUAACGUAAAAAGCCAGGAUUCGACUAUGGGCGAUUCUACAGCUGAGAUUGUUGACCAAGCCACAGACAUGGAUUGCAAAGAUGCUCAGAUGGAGCUUGCUGAGAGAGUAGCUGCCAUCAGUGUUGGUCCCAAUGGAAUUAAACCAAACAGUCAGGAAGCAAUAGAAGAAAGUGUUGUUCUGUUAUCUCACUGCACAGCUGGAAACAACCAAAGGAAUGGGGUCAGUGUUGAUUCAGGCAUCUCCGAAGAACUGGAUGACACUAAUGAGUUGCAUAAACCAAAGAAGAUCCCCAAAAGGCCCAUUUUGACUGGCAGGAAGUAUUCCCUUCAAGAAAAGACUACUGGGAAUUACUUGAGUUCCUCUGACCUUCCAGACUUUGGUCCAUAUGCCACGGGACCUUCCACGCAUAUUUCACCACGGACAGGGAGGAGGCCGACAAUAGAGUCCCACCGAGUCUCCAUCUCGGACGCUGCAGAUUGUGUGCAGCUGAAUCAAUACAAGCUGAAAAGUGAAAUAGGAAAGGGUUCUUACGGAGUUGUGAAGCUGGCCUACAAUGAAAAUGAUGAUCAGUAUUAUGCCAUGAAGGUCCUCUCAAAGAAGAAGUUGUUAAAACAGUAUGGAUUUCCACGCCGGCCUCCACCUCGGGGAUCCAAACUCAAUGCAAGUGGACAGAUGAAGCCAAUGGCCCCUCUAGAUCGGAUAUAUCAAGAGAUAGCAAUUUUGAAGAAGUUGGACCAUAUCAACAUUGUCAAGUUGAUUGAGGUACUGGAUGAUCCUGCAGAGGACAAUCUAUACAUGGGCCUGUCAUGGAGGUGCCAUGUGACAAUCCUUUUUCUGAAGAACAAGCUUGGCUCUAUUUCAGAGACAUUGUCUUGGGCAUUGAGUACUUGCAUUAUCAGAAGAUCAUUCACCGAGACAUCAAACCAUCAAACUUGCUCUUGGGGGAUGAUGGACAUGUCAAAAUUGCUGAUUUUGGAGUGAGCAAUCAGUUUGAAGGCAGUGAUGCCCAGCUCUCCAGCACUGCUGGGACCCCAGCCUUCAUGGCCCCUGAAACUAUUUCAGAUUCUGGAAAGAGCUUCAGUGGAAAGGCUCUAGAUGUCUGGGCGAUGGGUAUCACUCUCUUUUGUUUUGUAUAUGGGAAGUGUCCCUUCAUCGAUGAAUUCAUCCUGGCUCUUCACAACAAGAUCAAAAACAAGCCCGUGGAAUUUCCAGAAGAGAUCAAGACCAGUGAAGAACUGAAGGAUCUGAUUCUGAAGAUGCUGGAAAAGAACCCUGAAUUGAGGAUAACGCUUCCUGAAAUUAAAGAACAUUCAUGGGUCACAAUGUACGGCAAGCACCCUCUUCCUUUAGAGGAGGACCAUUGCACCAUAGUAGAAGUGACUGAAGAGGAAGUGAAGAACUCAGUCAAAACAAUUCCUAGUUUACCUGCUGUGAUUUUAGUGAAGGCCAUGUUGAGGAAACGGUCAUUUGCCAACCCAUAUGAGACCCAAACGAGGCGAGAGGAACGAUCUAUGUCGGCUCCGGGGGACUUGCUACUGCACGGUUUUCAGUUAAGCCCCUCUGUGUAUUUACAUCCAGCUUUAAGAAACCAAGGAAGCCGGGAAGGGAUGAAAGACCCAGAACUGCCCGACUUGAAUGAAGAUGAGACGACCACUUGAACCCCCUCAAAUCACACGGACUGAUCAUCCAGCUACUGCUGUAACUAUUGUAACCGGUGGUGUUGUCUUGCACGCCAUGCUGUUCUCAUCAACCGGGCUUCGUGAUCUGUGGGAGAGACAGAAGACAUAAGCGCAUCGCUAAGAACUAAAGCAGCAAACCCCCAACUCAAGAAACGGUGCGCUGAAUAGCUAAUCCUUCAUACAACCUGCUGCCUGCAUUUUCCCCCCCACACACACACCAUAUAAGACAUUUCGAUGUUGUAAACUUGAGAUGUGCCUCUUCCUGCUGUGUUUCAUGUUGUGGUAACGUGUUUUUGGUCAGUUUUGCUGAAUGUCCCUUGCUAGGAGCUGCUCCGUUCAAAGUCCUAUUCCAGCUCUAAAUUAGGGCAUGAGCUAUUAAAGCAAUCGGGAUUGCAAGCCCAGGUUAUCCCUCAACACAUUAUAAACCUUUUCACCUCUCUUAACUGCUGGCUCAAGGGCGCCCGUUAACUUUGGCUUGUUUUGAAAUGCAACAACAAUACAGUAGCCCGUGCGGUAAGUAUUCAGCUUGUUUUGCUUCGGCAUGUUUCCUAAGUUGCGCAUGGCUGUAUAGGUUGGAACAUGCCCAGUGAGGUUGCUAAAAACUAGAAAGACUUCUGGAUUUCUCCUCCUUUAGAUAUUUCCCCCAAUUCUGAAUUGUCUGCUCAUUUCCAGAUAUUCCAAAUUAAGGGAGCUAAGAUGACAGUUUCCCCUUGUCUUCUGCCUUUCUUCCCUUUUGCACAUGGAAAAGGG